Gilbertella persicaria is the source of this 1968-nucleotide messenger RNA. Its product is annotated as ATP-dependent DNA ligase. The record is from RefSeq and is a predicted model, not a curated record. The transcript has 9 exons. Gene Ontology annotation, molecular function: DNA ligase (ATP) activity; ATP binding; DNA binding. Gene Ontology annotation, biological process: lagging strand elongation; Okazaki fragment processing involved in mitotic DNA replication; DNA repair. NCBI's taxonomy places the organism in Eukaryota, Fungi, Mucoromycota, Mucoromycetes, Mucorales, Choanephoraceae. Bases 1 to 1968 code for a protein of 655 amino acids. Gene Ontology annotation, cellular component: nucleus; mitochondrion.
AUGAGUGAUAGUGAAGAAGAAGACGAAACGAAAAAGAUGCGUUCAACAGAAGAUAGAGAAAAAGAUGAAGCAUUUGAUAAAGAAAUUGAACAAGCAGCACAAGAAGAGAAAGAAGCUAAAAAGGAAAAGCAGGAAAUGUCUUCUAUUAUUCGUACCAUUAUUCCUUAUGCUAUUUUGUGCAAGACGUUUGAAAAGUGUGAAGCUACAACAAAACGAUUGGAAAUUACCGAGCAUUUAGUGACAUUGUUUGUGAAACUUUGUCCUGACUACGAAGGUCUUGAAUUGGGUAUUGGCGAGUCAUUAUUGAUGAAAGCUAUUGCACAAUCCACAGGAAGAGACAUGAAACAAUUAAAAGCAGACUAUGCCAAGAUAGGUGAUCUCGGCACGAUUGCCAUGAACAGUAAAGGAUCUCAAAGAACGCUGUUUAAGCCAAAACCAUUGACUGUGACUCAUGUGUUUCGUACUCUGAAAGAAGUAGCCAAAAUUGCAGGUCAUUCUGCUCAAUCCAAAAAGAUCGAUAAAAUCAAGAGUUUGUUGGUUGCCUGUCAAGAAACAGAAGCCAAAUUUAUCAUUCGACAUUUAGAGGGUAAAUUGCGUAUUGGUCUAGCAGAACAAACUGUCCUAUCUGCCUUAGCUCAAGCUGUGAUUCUCUCUGAUAAAGCCAAUGCUAAAUUAUCCUCUGAUAAAAAGGAAGCUUUAUUAGCGUCUGCUGUUGAGACCGUAAAAUAUGUUUACAAUCAAUUACCUUCGUAUGAUAUGAUUGUGCCUGCUUUACUUCAAUAUCCUUUGGAUGAAUUACUCCAUCAUUGUACGAUGCGUCCUGGUAUUCCUUUAAAACCCAUGUUGGCUCAUCCUACAAAGAGUUUGACCGAUAUUCUGGAUCGAUUUGAAGGUCAAACAUUUACCUGUGAAUUCAAAUAUGAUGGUGAGCGAGCACAGAUUCAUCGAUUAGAAGAUGGUACAAUUCAUGUCUAUAGUCGUAACUCUGAAAAUAUGUCUGUGAGAUACCCUGAUGUUAUGAGUACCAUUCACAAGUGGAUUAAACCAAAAACCACUUCUUUUAUUUUGGAUUGUGAAGCAGUAGCUUGGGAUAAAGUGGAAAAGAAGAUUUUACCUUUCCAAGUCUUGAGUACUCGAAAGCGUAAAGAUGUGAAAGAAGAAGACAUUACUGUUCGUGUAGCCAUGUUUGCCUUUGAUUGUUUGUAUCUGAAUGGACAAUCUUUAUUACAAAAACCUUUACAAGAACGUCGUGCUCGUUUAAAAGAAGCAUUUCAAGAAACAGAAAAUGAAUUCUAUUAUGCUAAACAUAUGGAUUCCAAUAAUAUUGAAGACAUUCAAACCUUUUUAGAUGUCUCUAUCAGCAGUAACUGUGAAGGAUUGAUGGUCAAGUCGUUUGAUCAUCAAGAUGCCACCUAUGAACCCUCCCGUCGUUCUCGUAACUGGCUCAAGGUCAAAAAGGACUAUUUGAACAAUGUGGGUGAUUCUAUGGAUUUGGUGGUCAUUGGUGGAUUCUAUGGCCGUGGUAAACGUACUUCUGUCUAUGGUGCUUUCUUACUUGCUUGCUAUGAUUCCGAAACAGAAGAAUAUCAAACGAUCUGUAAGAUUGGCACUGGUUUCUCGGAUGAAAACCUUCAAUUGUUCUAUGAUACACUCAAGGAUCAUGUGAUUGAACAACCCAAACGAUUCUAUUGUCUUGGUGAAAAUGCAGUGAAGCCAGAUAUCUGGUUUGAACCUGUUCAAGUCUGGGAAAUCAAAUGUGCUGAUUUAAGCGUGAGUCCGAGAUACAUGGCAGGUGUAGGAAGAGUAGAUCCCAAGAAGGGUAUUUCAUUGCGUUUCCCUCGAUUUAUUCGUGUGCGAGAUGAUAAAGACCCUGAAGAUGCUACUUCAAGCGAACAAGUAUCUCAGUUCUAUUUUGAUCAAACAAGUCAACAAGGCAAUAAGACGACACAGGAUAUGGAUUAUUAUUAA